Molecule: messenger RNA, 1226 nt
Organism: Olea europaea var. sylvestris
Lineage: Eukaryota; Viridiplantae; Streptophyta; Magnoliopsida; Lamiales; Oleaceae
Product: succinate dehydrogenase [ubiquinone] iron-sulfur subunit 2, mitochondrial-like
Exons: 2
Coding region: 120-944 (274 amino acids)
Biological process (GO): aerobic respiration; respiratory electron transport chain; tricarboxylic acid cycle
Cellular component (GO): mitochondrion
Molecular function (GO): electron transfer activity; 2 iron, 2 sulfur cluster binding
Source: RefSeq, a predicted model, not a curated record
UCUACCACGUCAUUACUUUGCUCAAACCACCCUUCUGCGGACCGUACCUUUCAUUUACCGCCUAACGCCUUUAUAUAUAAACGCAGACCCAAUUCCGUUAUUCCACCAAUUCACCACCAAUGGCUACGGGAUUGCUACGACGAGCGAUAACUAGGGUUCCAGCGAGACCUCUGGCAACGAGAAUGAUACUAAACCGCGCUUAUGCAUCCGCGGCGGAUCCCGAGUCCAAACACGACAGCAACCUGAAGACCUUCCAAAUCUACCGCUGGAGCCCAGACAAUCAGGAUAAACCCAAGCUGAAGGAGUACAAAAUUGAUCUUAAGGAAUGUGGACCCAUGGUAUUGGACGCCUUAAUCAAGAUCAAGAACGAGAUUGAUCCAACUCUGACCUUCCGCCGCUCCUGCCGUGAGGGUAUAUGCGGAUCGUGCGCGAUGAACAUUGAUGGAGGGAAUGGACUGGCUUGUCUGACAAAAAUCUCGUCGGGAUCAUCCUCCAUGAUUAAUCCCUUGCCGCACAUGUUUGUUAUUAAGGAUCUUGUGGUUGAUAUGACAAAUUUUUACAACCAGUAUAAGUCGAUUGAGCCGUGGCUGAAGAGGAAGAACCCACCGCAGACUCCGGGGAAGGAGAUUUUGCAGAGCAAGGAGGACAGGAAGAAGCUUGAUGGUAUGUAUGAGUGCAUUAUGUGUGCCUGCUGCAGCACGUCAUGUCCGAGCUACUGGUGGAACCCCGAGUCCUACCUCGGUCCGGCUUCCCUCCUUCAUGCCAACCGAUGGAUAAUGGACAGUCGUGAUGAAUAUACAGAGGAGCGCCUUGAAGCAAUAAAUGAUGAGUUCAAGCUAUAUCGCUGCCACACAAUUCUGAAUUGUGCUAAAGCUUGCCCAAAGGGACUGAAUCCCGGGAAGCAAAUCCAGAAUAUCAAGAAACUCGAGAUGACUACUCCUUGAGUUCCUGGGAAACAUAUGAUGUACAUAUAUCUUUCUUCACAAUUAUGUUGAAGGGCCGGUUGAGUUUCACGGGGAAAUAAUGUAUGCACUUGAUGUAAUUUUAUAAGUCUUUCAUAUCCGUCGUGUACCUUAGUUUAAGGUCAUUGUUCUAAAAAUAACAUUUCAAGAGCUAUCGCGUAUAAAUACUUCACUUAUUAGCGAUUCAUCGAUGUAAUUUCAGUUGGAUUGUUUGUUAGUUUCUUUUGGUAUAAUUCAGUGAAAACAUUCUCUGCUUAUUUGACA